Messenger RNA from Emiliania huxleyi CCMP1516, 174 nucleotides. RefSeq lists its product as hypothetical. The transcript has 2 exons. The coding region runs from base 1 to 174 and encodes 57 amino acids. NCBI's taxonomy places the organism in Eukaryota, Haptophyta, Isochrysidales, Noelaerhabdaceae. The record is from RefSeq and is a predicted model, not a curated record.
AUGGCCGCACCCGCUGCCGGCCGAUGCAAGCUGCCGCCUCCACCGCACCAGCGAUACUGGCCGCGGCUCGCCGCCACGCGCCGGCUCGGAAGAGGGGCUAUCGGCGGCGCAGCAGAGCGGCAUGCGUCGUCAUUCGAGCAGCACCAGAGGCUGCAGGAGGCAGAUGGCCAAUAG